Messenger RNA from Penicillium samsonianum, 684 nucleotides. RefSeq lists its product as uncharacterized. The transcript is spliced from 3 exons. The record is from RefSeq and is a predicted model, not a curated record. Gene Ontology annotation, molecular function: D-serine ammonia-lyase activity; pyridoxal phosphate binding; ATP binding. Gene Ontology annotation, biological process: pyruvate biosynthetic process; L-serine metabolic process; D-serine biosynthetic process. NCBI's taxonomy places the organism in Eukaryota, Fungi, Ascomycota, Eurotiomycetes, Eurotiales, Aspergillaceae. Bases 1 to 684 code for a protein of 227 amino acids.
AUGGCAGAACUUUCGACAUGCCUUCCAUUGACCAGAGAGUCCACCCUCAAGGCCCAUGAGCUGAUCAAACCUUUUAUCCACCGCACUCCGGUGCUCACAAGUAGGGCAUUGAACCAGAUGGCAUCAACUCCUCGGGCUCGGGGAAAGGAAGAUUGCCAGCCUGCAAAGCCGAUCAUCCGACUAUGGUUCAAAUGUGAGAACUUGCAGCGCGUAGGGGCUUUCAAAGCCCGCGGUGCAUUCCACGCCAUCGAGAGGCUGAAGCAGGAUCCCAGCUUCAUCAAGAGGGGCGGCAUAGAAAAAGGAGUCGUAGGAUUCAGUGCAGGUAAUCAUGCCCAGGCGCUCGCUCUUGCUGCUAAGGAGAGUGGCAUACCAGCGUACAUUGUCAUGCCUGACAUUACGCGGCCGAACAAGAUCGCAUCUACGAAGGGCUAUGGAGCCAACGUCAUUGUCUGCCCACGGUUCGAGCGAGAGACUACCGCCGCCAAGAUCGUUGCCGAGAAGGGUGCCCGUCUUGUGCCACCCUUCAAUCAUCCAGAUGUCAUCCUCGGACAGGCCACUGUCGGUCUGGAGCUCCAAGAGCAAGCUGACAAUCUCGAUGCCAUCAUCGCGCCUUGCAGCGUCUUAGCUUUUUUAUUUAUUUCGAUCCUUACUAUCCGCGCGUCUCUUACCCUUCUUAUUCUGUAG